AUGGCAACCGUGGCAUCUCUUCCUUCCAAUAAGCGACAGAAAACAAUCUUACCACCGCCUUGCUUUUACAAUGAUCUGCACUCGUCGUACAGGGUAGAAUGGGAAGCUCGGAAACGCAAGUUUCCUCCUUCGAUUGCAGUAUCCAGCCUUUGCUUUGUGGAACCAUCAUCAUCAUCGUCAUCAUCAGAUGAUUCAGAUGGCAAGAAGGGUUCAUCGUUCCUUUUGGUGGGAAUGACCAAAGGUUCUUUGACUGUCUUUCAACACUUUGGACAACAGAGCGAGUCCGAGGAAGAAGUACUGCAACAACAGGUGGCGAGGGGAGAAGCAAAUGACCAAGAUGAUGAGUCUUCUUCGGAUAUCACGGAACCUUCCGGAUGGAAACUUGUUGUUUCCCAUGAGCUCUGCAAGGGAGCUUUGACAUUCCUUCAUGUCAGUAAACUGUCGGAGAAGCAAUCCGUCGUCCUUGCGGGCGGUAUGGAUGGACUUUGGUGUUGGAAUUCUGUUUCAGACCUAUUGACAGUAGAUAGACGCACAGUUGAGGAGACCAAGACGAUGAAACCGGCAAAUAGAUUGAGCAAAACUCCAAAGAAUCAGUCAACCUAUCACCAUGAAUCUAUUUCAAUCGAGAAAGCACAAGCAAGUGAUUCGGACGUCUACAUAUCCACCCCACAUCGCAAAUUGUAUCAGAUUGGGAUUUCAUCAUUGAUAGCCUCUUCCGCAAAUGGGACGACAGUGGAGAAGAAAGAACUUCCGUUGCCUGAUAGGGAUGAUGGUCAAGACAAAUCUGAUAUUGUACCGCUACAAGAGCUGAGUCAGACGGUGGGUCAUGUCGGUGAUUUCGAAAUCACGGCGCUACAUGUGACUGGCACUUCGCUCUUGGUCGGAACCAACCAAUCCAAAGUUCAUUGUUGGGACAUUGAAAAACAGGCGUAUUCAGAACCUUUGGAUCUGAGUAGUUUCAACAACAGUAAAUUGGAGGAGGAGACAGCUGUUCGAGUCACUGCGAUUUCGUCUAUUCAGUCAGACUGGUGGACCAUUGCAGGAAGCAUCAUUUCAGAUGAAACAUGGACUGGAUCAUUCCGCAAGAAGAAGGCUGGCUACAAGCGACCUGUCAGCUUUCUCGGCACAUGGCACGGACCAUCCAAGUCCAGAGCGCAGUUGGUAUCCAAUAUUCUAGAGAGCAUUCAAGGGUUAUUGGUGGCGGCUUCAGGCCAACUCUACUCGAUUGGGAACGUGCCUACAUUGACAGUCUUUGAAUCGCCCUAUCAAUUGGAACGACCACGUCGGAUUGGAACCAAUGCUAAGAGCAACAAGGCAAUUUGCUGUGGGUUGAUGAAUGGUGGAUUGGCGGUAGCUGGUGUGGGGUCCAAGGUGGACUUGGUGCAAUCGUCUGUUCGUUUGCAGUCGCUGGAUCUACUGCAGGCGUUCGCGUCCGAUCCUCAAGGAGCAGGGGCAAGGAAAAACUAG
Molecule: messenger RNA, 1467 nt
Organism: Cylindrotheca closterium
Lineage: Eukaryota; Bacillariophyta; Bacillariophyceae; Bacillariales; Bacillariaceae
Source: the annotation of a GenBank genome assembly